Messenger RNA from Stomoxys calcitrans (stable fly), 913 nucleotides. RefSeq names its product ER membrane protein complex subunit 10 (gene EMC10). Bases 96 to 788 code for a protein of 230 amino acids. Gene Ontology annotation, cellular component: EMC complex. Lineage: Eukaryota; Metazoa; Arthropoda; Insecta; Diptera; Muscidae. The record is from RefSeq and is a predicted model, not a curated record. The transcript is spliced from 4 exons.
GUUAUCGAUGGUAACUCCACGCAGGUUUCUAUAGAUUUUCUGAUUUUAUUUCGGUCAUCCAAUUUUUGUACUAUUAACAUUUUUGGCAUAUUAGAAUGGGUAUUAGAAGUUGGUCAUCAAUUUUCGUUUUAUUGUCUUUAUUUGGCAUUGGUCAGUCUUAUAUAGAAUAUGAUGGCUGGAUUAAUGUUGAAUUACUGCAUUCCCUGAAUGCUGAUAAGCCAGAAACCUUUACAUACAGGGCAAAUAUUUCCAUACCUAGUUUAAACACUGGAUUAUCUAAUAUUGUCCAAAAUCCAAUGUCAUCAGAAGACUUGAAAAACUUAAAGGAUCUUGCAGCCAAUAAUGGAUUUUAUAGACUUAAGGCUAACGUUGAAUAUCCCAAUGGCUUAAGACGUACAUUCACCACUGCUAAUAAGGCAUGUGGCCUAUUAAGUGUUCUACUAAAUGACGAACUUUGGAUAGCAAUUGAUGGCAACGGUUAUGUUAAUGGCAUCACCUCCACCUUAUCAGCAUCUGGGGAUGAAAUAUAUGAUUGUUCAUCCUAUGACUUUUCAACAUUCACAAUUAGUGAAUUCAGCACUGAUAUAUUGAUUAAACAUACUGAAUUGGCACCAGUGCCUGAUACGGCAUCAUUUAUACAAAAGAUUGAGAGAGAACGGGAAGCAAGAGACAGAGGAGAAGUUAAAGACAACCGUGGUUUCUUUGGUAAAUAUUGGAUUUACAUUGUUCCAGUUGUUAUUUUGCUCUUUGUGUCGGGAGCAACGAAUCCAGAUCAACAACAAAAGUAGAGUAUAUUCCUGCAAAACUGAAGCUAGCAGAGAAAUAAAAAAUAAAUUAAUUUAAAUUCUGUUGUAACUUUUCCAAAUAUAAGCAAACAAAACAUGUUGUUUUACUUUUGCCAAAGGUAGUCAAA